UCUGUAGCAGGGUUGGACGAAGUUACCUAGUGGAGUGAAUAUAUUCCUACAUUGGACUGCAUAUAUUCCUACAUCUAAUUUCUUUUGGCCCGAUUAUUUCAAAGUAAAAUGUCAAUUCGAACAAACAAAAUGAAAGCAGUAGCUGUGUUGCUGAAGGAGUUGAUGACAGCAAGGAGCAAAUUUCAUGAAAGAGGAAAAGAUGAAUCAUUUGAUAGGAAGUUGGAGAAGUUGAGGUUAGAUCUGAGCAAGAUAAAGGAUGUGUUUGUUAGGGUGAAGAAGAACGAAGAAGAACUUCUUGACAUAUUAGCAGAGGUGUAUGGCCAUCUGCACAAGUUAGACCGUGAGAAACUGAAUGAAGACAUGGAUGGCAUUUGCGAGAGAAUCAGAGAUUCUGCUCACAAUUUGCUCCCAAAGGAUGCUUUUAAUAUGUUAUCUAAAAUGGAGGAUCACUCAUCAGAAGAAUUGGUGCAGACCCAUCAGAAGAAAAGUUGGACUGCGGAAGAUUUUAACCUACUAGGCCUUCCAUCCAGAUUUUGCAUGUUCUCUCUCCUAAUUUUUCCUGAGAAUGCUGUCAUAAGGAAAAGAAAUGCAAUUCAUUUGUGGAUUGAAGAGGGUUUGAUUACAAAUACAGAGAAGAAAACAGCAGAGGAAAAGGGUGAGGAUGUGAUUCAUGAUCUUUUGAAAUUUAAGGUGAUUGUACGCUAUGGUAGUACAAAGGAUCCCAUUGUCGAUAAAUUUCAAAUUCUUCCUCACGUCCGUAGUCAGUUGAAGUUAUAUUUAGAUGGAGAUUCAGAGUAUAUUAGACCAUCGCGGUUACUUCUUGAUAGAAAAAAGGUUACGGUAGGUGGAGUUGAUACAAAAAAUGUAACUUUGCGUAAUAUUUAUAAUAUUGGUGCAAGUUAUCUGAAUUUUGGACCGCAAUGGGUCAGCGAUCAAUGGAAGAAUUUAGAGGUGCUUCAACUAGGGCGUUGGCAAGAUUCGCCUUUGCAUCACAUUGAAGUUGGGAGCGAAGAAUUCUUGAGAGAGUUGAGAACAAUGAAGCUGUUGAAAUAUCUGAGUUUGCGUGGGAUUUCAAGAAUAUUCGAGCUUCCAUCCUCCAUUGUUGAACUUGAGAACCUAGAAAUUCUUGAUCUGAAAGCUUGCCAUAAUUUGGAGACACUACCUGAUGAUAUUUCAUCAAUGAAAAGUCUGACACAUCUGAUUAUGUCUGAGUGUAGCUUACUAGAAGUCAUGCCAAAGGGGAUUGAGAAGCUCACUAAUCUCCAAGUACUCAAGGGAUUUUUAAUAACUGAAAAAACUCCUUGCAGAAUGUCAGACCUUGUAAAUUUGAGAAAACUAAGGCGACUAAGCAUAAAUAUAGGAAGUGAGGCCAUGAUCAAGGAUGGGGAGUUUUCAAGCUUGAGAAAUUUUCUAACACUGAAGCAUCUCAAAAUAUCUUGGAGUGUGUCUGACCCAAGGUAUUCAAAAAUUGGUGUCAUUUUGCCUAUAAGUUUGACAAAGUUGCAUCUUGAAUGUUUUCCUGGAAAGAGUUUUGAAGAAUGUUUUACACUUCCCGAUCUGAUACCAUGUGAGCUAAAUAUAACCGGAGGAAAACUGGAAACUAUGAGUCCACAAGCUUUACUAUGGAACGUGGAAAUAUUGCGUCUGAAGUACCUUAAGCAAUUGAAUGUCGACAUAAACAAUUUGAAAACAUUCUUUCCUUGGCUGACAUAUAUAGAAAUUAAACAAAUCUCAAAUUAUUCAUACAUUGAGCAUGUAUAUCUGUGA
This is a messenger RNA of Vigna radiata var. radiata (mung bean), 1767 nucleotides long. Its product is annotated as disease resistance RPP13-like protein 4. The transcript has 2 exons. The coding region runs from base 109 to 1767 and encodes 552 amino acids. Lineage: Eukaryota; Viridiplantae; Streptophyta; Magnoliopsida; Fabales; Fabaceae. The record is from RefSeq and is a predicted model, not a curated record.